Messenger RNA from Chelonoidis abingdonii (Abingdon island giant tortoise), 1550 nucleotides. Lineage: Eukaryota; Metazoa; Chordata; Testudines; Testudinidae. The record is from RefSeq and is a predicted model, not a curated record.
GUCAUUUAGAGAUCGAGACCCUUCCCAGGGGUUUUCAGCACCUCCUUGGCCAUCUCGUCACACAUCGGUGUCUUGUCAUGCGGACAGUGUUUCCUGUGCCCAGCCGUGUCUUUCAGGAGACCCAGACCCAGAAACAGGGACCCCACCACUGGUCAUUCUGGACACCUUGGGCACACCCUCAAGCCCAAGGUGCGCCUCCAAUGCCAUCCCGCUCCGCACCAUCGGAAGACUGGGUACCGGAGGCAGCGGUCAGCCGCCCCUCUCCUGCGGGUACAGAGGAGGCUCUCAUUCAGCCGGCAGUGUCUCAAGUUCCACCUGAGACUGACGCUGCUCAAGAACAGGAGCCCAUGCAGAACCCUCUUGUCCCUGGCCUUUCCUCUUCCUCCUCUGCAGAUAAAGCGGUGGCAGGGACAUCCUCCUCCGGCUCUUCUCCAAUUGACCUGCGGGCACAUCAGGACCACCUGAGGCGGGUGGCCCUGAAUAUGAAUCUUCAGGUGGAGGAGGUCCCGGAAAUAGAGGACCCGGUGGUUGAUAUCCUGUUGGCUGACACCCCCGCAAGAGUGGCCUUGCCGUUUAUCCGUAUGAUACAAGCAAACGCCGAUACCAUCUGGCAAUCUCCAGCAUCUGUUAUGCCCACAGCCAGGGGAGUUGAGUGGAAGUACAUGGUACCCUCUAAGGGGUAUGAGUACCUGUACGUGCACCCUCCUCCCUGCUCCCAUGUCGUGCAAUCAGUCAAUGAAAGGGAACGCCAUGACCAGCAAGCUGCUGCUCCAAAAUCAAAGGAGGCUAGGUGCAUGGACUUACUGGGCCGCAAGGUAUACUCUACUGGGGGCCUCCAACUCAGGGUGGCAAACCAGAAAGCCCUGCUCAGCCGGUACAAUUAUAACACCUGGAUGGUGGUGGAGAAAUUCAAGAAGUUCAUUCCCCAAGAUUCCAGCCCAGAGUUUGCUGCCCUUUUGGAGGAAGGGAAGAAGGUGGCGAGAACUUCUCUCCAGGCCUCCCUGGACGCAGCUGACUCCGCAGCCUGGACCCUGGCUUCAGGUCUCAGACCUUCCACCUGAGUUACAAACCACCAUACAGGACCUGCCCUUUGACGGUCAAGGGCUAUUCUCUGAAAAGACUGACCCCAGGCUGCAGAGCCUUAAGGACAACAGGGUCGUCAUGCGCUCCCUCAGGAUGGACACCCCGGUGAUUCAGCGCAGGUCCUUCCAUCCCCAGCCUCACCGCACUUAUCCCCCGCCUAGACUGAGACAGGACUUCGGCAGGGGAUGUGGCCAAGGCAAUCAUAGACAGCGGUCUGAACCCCAGGGGGGCCAGAAUCAAGGUCCCUCCAAACCACCUACGGGGCCAAAGCCAAACUUCUGAAGGUGCACCCGAGGAUGGCAUACUAGUUCCUUUCCAGGAUCCUUUACCUCCCUUUUCCAACCACCUUUCCUUUUUCCUCCCUGCGUGGUCCCAGCUAACUUCAGAUCUUUGGGUCCUACGCACAGUGGAACUUGGGUACCACAUCCAGUUUAUUUCCCCACCUCCCUUCUACUCCCCACCCUCUU